This is a messenger RNA of Filobasidium floriforme, 972 nucleotides long. RefSeq lists its product as uncharacterized. The record is from RefSeq and is a predicted model, not a curated record. NCBI's taxonomy places the organism in Eukaryota, Fungi, Basidiomycota, Tremellomycetes, Filobasidiales, Filobasidiaceae. The transcript is spliced from 2 exons. Bases 1 to 879 code for a protein of 292 amino acids.
AUGUCUUACUCCUCUAACUACACCGCUCCAGUGACCAAGAAGAGUGGCGAAGUGACCGACAACAGUGGCGAGACAUACUCGAUCGCGACCAACUCGUCCAACUCGUCUCAAAGCAAUCCCACCACUACGACUGGUGGUUCAAACCGACCCGAGAAUCAGGAAGCCUCCAUCCUUGCGGCCUUCUUUGAUCUCUUGAAGAUCAUGAAACCGCCUGCUCUGAAGCCAUCUCCAACAGAGUCUGUCGAAUGGGGUAACCUGGUCAAAGACCUUCAUGAGAUGUACAAGGGUUACCUGACCACUCUGGAGUACAUAGUUGGACACUACAAGUCAAUGACCAAUGACACUCAGUACUUCGGUGGGCCCUUCUCUGCCAGCUUUGGUCGCCCUGACGGUGAAGGUCGAUUUGUGACUCUCACUUUCACCUUGACCACGGAUGGCAGCUAUGCAGGUAGUGAUGGAGUUCGCCAGGCGAUGCACAAAGAAGACGACGAGACUUUCCUGGGUCACAGGAUGAAUGCCACAGGAAGCAACGGAGAUGCACUGGGAAUGUUCAAAAGACCAACGAAAGGCAGCGUGGUUGUCAAAGCAACCCCAGAUGACUGUGCAGCCUGGUGGAGGGCCUGCACGCCGUACGAUGGCUACAACCUUGUUGUGUACUAUGGGGUUAUCGAGCAGGAAAAGAUCCAAAGUCCACUUUAUAACCAUGAGCCAAUUCUACAAAGCCGUAUCCAUUUUCACAAGCAGUGUUCAAACGGAUUUACUGUCACGCUGGUAGCAUUGGCUUUUUUACGGUUCAAUACAUUGCUGCUUAGAGCUAUACUUGGCCCGAAAGUGGGCGCCAUCUUGGGCUUGAGUCUUCCUUUGGGAGGAAUCACGUGAAGUAUCGUCGUAGUCCACGCCUCGAUACCUACGGUGACUGCGAUUCCGCCCUUGCCAGUCGGAGGACCUUGGGGAAGAUUUGAUACACUGUAC